Messenger RNA from Nylanderia fulva, 3224 nucleotides. RefSeq names its product sodium-independent sulfate anion transporter. NCBI's taxonomy places the organism in Eukaryota, Metazoa, Arthropoda, Insecta, Hymenoptera, Formicidae. The record is from RefSeq and is a predicted model, not a curated record. Gene Ontology annotation, biological process: transmembrane transport. Gene Ontology annotation, cellular component: membrane.
ACAUUUUUUAUUUAUUUUUACAAAAGAAAACACUUCUCGUGUAUUGUAAUAAAAUCUUUCGAAUUUAACUAUACGUGUAAUUUAGAUGAUAUAUAAAUUAAAUAUAUCUUUACUGCAUGAAAGUGCUACUCUAAAAUAAAAGAAUAACACGUAUAUGUAUUGCAUAGAAAAAAUACAUGAUAUUUUAUAGGAAGGAAACCAGUAGCAGUAGAUUUUGUGUUCUUUGGAGGUUCGCUUCUAGUCACAAUAGCAUUAAAGCCAUUACGAUCAUCCGCCGUAUAAGAAACAGUACGAAUAGUUCCAUCUGCUUCAACGACCGAAUAUUCUCCCUUAACUGUAUCUCCAUCUCGUUCUUCCCAUGCUGAUUUGGAAUCGCCGGUAUAUCCGUCCACUACGCCGUAAUUAAAGGAAUAUUUGGGAUACGCCUGAUAAAAGAAAAAAAUAAUCAAAUCUCUUGAUAUAUAUAUAUAUAUUUCAGAAGUUUCGGUUCAGUGGCUACAACAGCCGAUGCAGAUUUGACGAUGGGUGGUGCAACGUACACCAGGGAAGACGUCCUCGGUAAGGGCUUGUACAACAAAGGCGCCGAUACUUUGACGUAAGUAGGCGAUGAUAAAUGGCUCGUCGAUCCGGAGGCACCGCUUAUUUGCAUCGGCGAUGAUGCAAAUUUCAACGCGCACGCGAUAGUCGGCCCGAAUGCAUCCGACGACGAUGAUGUUGCAUCGACUGGAGUGCACAGGGUUGGCGGCCCUGCGUCACUAUGGACUUGCUGACGUCAGACGCCGGUUUAGUGACCAGUCGUUCAGUGUCCGCGAUUUGGAAUUUGGGUCAGUUUCUCGACGAGAAUCUUCUAGGCUGUUGUUAUAAGUGAAGUGACUUUUGUUACGAUUUUUGCGCGUGAGAUGAAAAUAUUUUCUUGAUAUUCUCGCGAAUAUAUCCUGGAUUGAUUUUGACAUAUCGAUGACGGAGCAAUCUUCUCUAUUAGUGCAGAGUCUUUUCAUCGGCUCCUUCGGACGAUCUAGUGAACAAUGGGGUCAAUAUGGAUAAACGGUAUUCCACGAAAAAUAUUACCGGACAUCGUUCACACUUACACGCCGUUCGACGACUCCUAAUUUGUUUUUUUGGAGACUCUAAUUGGAGAGAAUAACAUUUUGAUCAGUAGAAAUUCUCAAUCAGAAUGGCGACUGAGAGCGAGCGUUGGAAGAGGAAAACCUGCACCGAUCGGCUACGUAAAUUAGUAGUGAGACGCUUGCCCAUCCUAGCAUGGCUACCGAAAUACGAUUCGGAAAAAUUCCUCAGCGAUUUCAUAGCCGGCAUCACGGUUGGUCUCACAGUUAUGCCCCAGGGACUUGCAUACGCGACCUUAGCUGGUUUGGAGCCUCAGUAUGGUCUCUACUCGGCGUUCAUGGGAGCGAUAAUUUACGUGAUAUUUGGCUCCUGCAAGGAUAUCACAAUUGGGCCCACCGCACUUAUGGCUUUGAUGACUCAUGAUUAUGUGCGAGGGAAGAAUGCAGACUUCGCUAUACUUCUCGCAUUCUUAUCUGGCUGCCUGCAAUUAUUAAUGGCAUGUUUACGUUUAGGUGUACUUGUAGACUUUAUCUCAAUACCAGUGACUGUAGGUUUUACGUCAGCAACAUCUGUUAUAAUCGUCGCUUCGCAAUUGAAAGGUUUGUUAGGUCUAAAAAUCUCAUCGCAGGGAUUUUUGGAUACCCUGACAAAAGUUUUUCAGAAUAUCGGCGAUACGAAUCCAUGGGAUGCUGGGAUGAGUUUUACUUGCAUCGUAAUUCUAUUGUUAUUUAGGAAAAUGAAGGAUGUCAAAUUAAACAACGUGAGCAAGAAAUCCAAGAAGAUCUUCACGAAGACGAUAUGGCUGAUCUCCACCGCGCGAAAUGCCAUUGUCGUCAUCAUUUGCUCCUUCAUCGCCUACAAAUACGACUCGUCCGAGUCUGGAUCGCCGUUUAUUCUGACGGGUCCGGUGAGAUCUGGUCUUCCACCGUUCGGUCUUCCAGCCUUCACCACACGAGUGAACAAUCAAACCUACACCUUCACGCAAAUGUGUUCCGAAUUGAAUACCGCCAUAGUAUUAGUACCGAUCAUAGCUGUGCUUGGCAACGUAGCCAUAGCUAAGGCUUUCAUGAACGAGGGUAAGGUCGAUGCUACCCAAGAGCUCCUGACCCUCGGAAUCUGCAACGUUCUCGGCUCUUGCGCGAGUUCUAUGCCGGUUACAGGUUCCUUCAGCAGAUCGGCGGUGAAUCACGCCAGCGGCGUGAAAACACCGAUGGGUGGUUUGUACACCGGGAUUCUGAUUCUGCUGGCUCUCAGCCUGCUCACGCCCUACUUUUACUUUAUUCCAAAAGCUUCGUUAUCAGCAGUGAUCAUUUGCGCGGUUAUAUAUAUGAUCGAAUACGAAGUUGUGAAACUAAUAUGGAAAUCGAGCAAAAAGGAUCUUAUACCGAUGUUCGUGACUUUCCUUUUUUGCCUCAUCAUCGGUGUGGAAUACGGUAUUUUGUCCGGUGUCGGCAUAAAUUUGAUGUUUUUAUUGUAUCCCUCCGCAAGACCUACAGUCCACAUCGACAAAUGUACAACUGAUUCUGGCGCGGAUUACUUGUUGGUCACUCCAGGAAAUAGUUUGUAUUUCCCAGCUGUCGAUUUUAUAAAGCAGUCUGUUGGUAAUGCUGCUAUAAAGCAAGGAUCUAGUCAAGUACCAGUUGUGGUCGAUUGCAGAUAUAUUUUGGGAGCAGAUUUUACGGCCGCCAAGGGGAUAAAAACGUUGAUUAAUGAAUUCAGUAGCCGUAAACAGGCUUUGUACUUCUACAAUCCAAGAUCAGACGUUGUUACCGUCUUGAAAGGUGCCUGCGGCGACGAGUUUCAGUAUGUUUCGACUCAAGAAGAGCUCUCUUACUUAUUAUCGACAUCUCAAGAUAAAUUUUCGCACCAGUUUCUGGAACAAACCCAUGACAAAUUGUAUGCGCCUUUAGCAUUGAAUAAUUCAGAAAUGGUUCAUAGAAAUGCGCGUGGUUCCUGCCAUGAGCUCAGCGAAGUUACGAGCACCUUGUUGCAUGCAACUGCGAGCUGAAAUCAAAUCUCAUUCGAUCUUAUUUAACGUUAAUGCAGGAUAAACAGUUUUAAUUAAGUUUUUAGAAUAUAACAUAAUCUCUUUAUUUGAUAUUAAGCAUACAAAACAAUAAAUUAAAAGCGAUAUAGAAAUAAAGUCAUUUCUUAACAUA